AUGGUGAAAUAUAUAUUGUUCAUGGAUUAUAUACGACAACAGGAGAUUGAUACAUUUUUUCAGGCUUGCCAAAAACAUCGAAAUUAUUAUAAAGGCAAUCCUCAAAACUAUCACCCAUUAACAUACUUCGAAGAACGAGAGUACAGAUGGCAAUGUCCUUCUGAAAUGACAACAUCGUACUUAACAUAUCCGUAUUAUCAUGUAAGAUACAAACAGCCCACUGUUUUACCCCAUUCAACUGGACGGACUUCUGGUAUACCAGCUCUUCCUGAACGUUCUCUCGCUGCACGGUAUAAUAAACCGUCAUGCAAGGCAUAUAUAAGAUAAAUGUUCUGCUCAUUGCUUAUUUUAUCAGAAGUCAUUAUUCAUCGGUGCUCAUGACAUGUCUUCAUAAGUAGUCAAAAUUCGCUUGUACUCACUAUUUGAAUAAACUUUUAUGGAUUAUUUAUUCGUUUUAUUACGAAAGGAAUUAAACAAAACUAAAAAUCUACUAUACCACCUCUCGGUUACGGGCCUAUGUUUUAUGUAAGAUUUAAGUUUAUUAUAUGUUACAUUAUGUCGAUUUUAGUAC
Papilio machaon (common yellow swallowtail) is the source of this 571-nucleotide messenger RNA. RefSeq lists its product as uncharacterized. Lineage: Eukaryota; Metazoa; Arthropoda; Insecta; Lepidoptera; Papilionidae. The record is from RefSeq and is a predicted model, not a curated record. The transcript is spliced from 3 exons. The coding region runs from base 1 to 327 and encodes 108 amino acids.